Messenger RNA from Vicia villosa (hairy vetch), 1200 nucleotides. RefSeq lists its product as uncharacterized. The record is from RefSeq and is a predicted model, not a curated record. The transcript has a single exon. Bases 310 to 903 code for a protein of 197 amino acids. Lineage: Eukaryota; Viridiplantae; Streptophyta; Magnoliopsida; Fabales; Fabaceae.
AAGAUUCCACAUUCAUCUGUCCUUAGAUUGACCUUGUCCACAAAAAAUUCACAUCACUUUUGGUCUCAUUUUGGAAGAAAUUCAUGUUACAUGCCAUGUUACUUUCUACACCUCUCUAAGUCCCAACCAAUACGGCAGAAACUAUAUAGAAUGUGUAAUUUAAUAUUCACCGUGCAAUCUUACAAUUUUUAUAUUCACUCUUUAGAUCUAGAUUCUCUGCAUUCAUAAAUCAUAAUACUAUACUAUAUAGUAUUUGAAGUGGAACAAAAUAUCAAAGUUCACAAAUAUUUCUUUAACUCAGUUGCAGGCAUGGAUUGGUUUUCAUGGCUUUCAAAAACAAGCCUUGAACCAUCUCUUGUAUAUGAGUAUGGACUUAUCUUGGCUAACAACGAGCUUGAAGAAGAAGACAUGUUUUACUUCAACCAUGAGUUUCUCCAAAGCAUGGGAAUCUCUAUAGCCAAACACAGACUAGAAAUUCUCAAGCUUGCUAUGAAAGACAAGAGAAAGUUUCCACACACAGUUGCAAAGUUUGUCGCUGCAAUCAAAAAGUAUGUUCGGAGUUUGACUCAUACUGAAGAAUCAGCACUUGCCGUGGUGCCAACAACCAGGCCUAGUGGUGGAUUUGGGAGAAGAUGGAAGAGUGCUAUUAUGAAGAGAAGAAAAAAAUAUGUGGUGGCUGCUAAACAAGAGAAACUGUUUCUGACAAAUGGUGUAGUUCCUGUUCCUGCUUUGUCCGGUGAUCUUGAUGGUUUCGCUAGUCCUGUUGUGUAUCAUUUCCAAAAGGAGCAAAAGAUUGAUGGCGGUGGCGAUGGUGGUCGUGAAGAUGAUGGUGAUGGUUAUUGGUGUGCUGCUGUUGAAGAGAUUAAGUGGGAUACCAUGUUUAAGGAUCUAAAGCCAAACUAAAAGUUUUUCCAGAUUUGGAUCCUCUCCUGUUAGAUCAUGUACAGUUGAAGUAUGGUGUUGUGUAGAUGUAGAGGAUCCAAUUUCUUCUACAUCCUCUUCACUAUCUCUAUCUCUCUCUUACUUUCUAUCUUUCUCUUUUGCGCUUGGAAGGAAAGAGUUCAUGGCAGUGAAGUACUGAGGUAGAUAUUUAGUUUUGUAACAAAAAGUAUGUAAUUUGAGUCUGCUGGACUAGAGUUUAUGUGUUGUACUAUGUCAGAUUUAGUGACAGUUCAUAUUUACACACUUUAUUCCAUGUUA